Mytilus trossulus (common blue mussel) is the source of this 1125-nucleotide messenger RNA. Its product is annotated as sulfotransferase 1C2-like. Gene Ontology annotation, cellular component: cytoplasm. The transcript is spliced from 6 exons. Gene Ontology annotation, biological process: sulfation. Gene Ontology annotation, molecular function: sulfotransferase activity. The record is from RefSeq and is a predicted model, not a curated record. The coding region runs from base 119 to 1063 and encodes 314 amino acids. NCBI's taxonomy places the organism in Eukaryota, Metazoa, Mollusca, Bivalvia, Mytilida, Mytilidae.
GUGAGCAGUCAAAUUACCCAGCAUUCAACACUGAUCUGACAGACACUUGUUAAAACGAUAGUCUGUGGAUGACAGCAGAUUGAUCAAUCGUUUACAUACUGAUUUUCACAAGUAGGAAAUGCUAGCUAAAGGAAAGUAUCAUUUUGGGCCAAUAACUAAUGAGGAUGAAAUAGUAACAGAUACUUUAUCAGAAGAUAUGAAAGUGGAACAUUUAAUUGUAGACGAAUUUGAAACAAGAAUAGACUUCUUAAAUAAUGGUGUACUACCUGAUCCAAGAAUUAUGAUACCUCAAAUUCAAACAAUGGACGUCUUUGAUGAUGAUAUCUUUAUCUGUGCUUUUAUGAAAUGUGGUACUCAUUGGCUAUGGGAAAUGGUACAGAUGAUAGUGAACGGCAAGGCGGAAUACUUUUCGAAAGCUAAAGAAUGUUGUACAAUGGAAUUCCAUUUACCAGAUGAAUAUAGUGAUUUUCAGAGGCCAAGAAUAUUCAACUCUCAUUUUACACCAAAAUGUUUACCGAAACAAGCGUAUGAAAAAAAGUGUAAACUGAUCAUAAUUGAACGAAACCCGAAAGAUAUUAUUACAUCUCAGUAUCACCACUGGAAACUUUUAUUCCCUCAAAUCGCACUUCCAUGGUCAGACUUUCUUAAAAGUGUAUAUACAAAUGAUCGAAAUAUCAAUUCCAAUUGGUUCUUUUACCGAAAAAAAUGGUCUGAUUUCUUGUCAUCAAGUAACAACCCGUGCCUUGUAUUGAGAUAUGAAGACAUUAAACAGAAAACCCUUCAGAGUUUGUUCACACUUUCCGACUUCUUAGGUUAUCCACGCGAAGAAACAUUUUUAAAAGAAAUACAAGAGAAAUGUAGUUUGGACAAAAUGCGAGACAUGGAAAAGUUAAGAGAAAGUGGAACUGACAUAAUUAACUCUGAUCAGGUGUCCAAGUUGUACAGGAAAGGUGCUGUUGGGGAUUGGAAGAAUCAUUUUACAGUUGCACAGAAUGAACAAUUUGAAACUCUGUUGGAGAAAAAAAUGAAUGGAGAACAAGUAAACUUUACAUACGAACUAUAAAAAGGAUCUGAUACUUUACUAUUUCCUAUUAAAUUUUCAGUAAAAGCAUUUUUCUAGAUGUA